AUGUCUCAAUCAGUUCCGGGCAUUUACAUGUUUGGAGACUCACUGGUGGAUGUCGGAAACAACAACCGUCUGCCCAUUUCCCUUCUUAAGGCUAGUUUCCCUCACAACGGUAUCGAUUAUCCUACUGGAAAAGCUACAGGCCGAUUCAGCAAUGGAAAAAAUGCUGCUGACUUUCUUGCCGAAAAGGUAGGAUUGCCGACAGGGCCGCCAUAUCUAUCAUUGUUGUCAAUUGGAAGAAAGUUGGGCAAAGCCCCUGUCACUGGAGUUAGUUUUGCGUCAGGAGGUGCUGGGAUUCUUAACGAAACUAACAAACUAUUUAAACAAACAAUUUCAUUGACACAACAAGUAGAGUACUACUCUUUGGUUCGUGACCAACUGGUUCAACAACUGGGUUCAACUCAGGCCCGAGCCCACUUCACCAAAUCCUUAUUUAUGAUUGUGAUCGGAAGCAAUGAUCUCUUUGCCUAUUUCAAAAAAGACUCAAAAAUCUCAAAGCAAUACACCCCAAAACAAUAUGUUGAUCGCAUGGCAGCCACCCUUGACCAACUCAUGAAGAGAUUGUAUGGUUUGGGGGCACGCAAAUUUGUGGUAACCGGAGUUGGAAUGACCGGUUGUUGCCCUGCUUUUAGGAAGCAAAACCCUGGUAAUGAAUGCAAUACACACUCGAAUCAUUGGGCUACAAAGUACAACGAUGGUCUGAAGAUUUUGCUUAGGAAGUUGAAGUUAGAAUCAUCGGAUAUCAAUUAUUCAUACUUUGAUAUUUAUGCUGCUAUGAGUGAUCUCAUCAAAAAUCCUCAAACUUACGGAAUUAGGGAGAUUAAAGAAGCUUGUUGUGGACUUGGAAAGCUGAAAGCCGACAUCCCCUGCACCCCAGUUUCAACCUAUUGUUCCAACAGAAGCGACUAUCUUUUCUGGGAUCUCUACCAUCCAACGGAAAUCGUGUCGAAAACAUUUGCUGACCUUCUGUACAGUGGAUCAAUACAAGUUGCCCAUCCAUUGAAUGUUGCACAACUUGUUCGUUUGUAG
Messenger RNA from Erigeron canadensis, 1026 nucleotides. Its product is annotated as GDSL esterase/lipase At5g55050-like. Gene Ontology annotation, molecular function: hydrolase activity, acting on ester bonds. The record is from RefSeq and is a predicted model, not a curated record. NCBI's taxonomy places the organism in Eukaryota, Viridiplantae, Streptophyta, Magnoliopsida, Asterales, Asteraceae. Bases 1 to 1026 code for a protein of 341 amino acids. The transcript is spliced from 5 exons.